AUGAAGAUUGUUAGUUGGAAUGUGAGGGGUUUGGGAUCCCGAAAGAAAAGGGGGAUCAUUAGGGGUUUUUUGAGGACACAUCAACCUGACAUAGUCAUUUUUCAAGAAACUAAAGUAGAGGCUUGUGGUAAGACUUUUAUUAAAAGUAUUUGGGGAACUAGACAUAAAAGGUGGGCUUUUGUACCGUCAGUGGGAAGGUCAGGAGGUAUUUUAAGUAUCUGGGAUAAGAGGGUUGUGUCAGAGUGUGAAUCAGUAGUCGGGGAGUUUUCACUAUCAAUUAGGUUUAGGAAUCUAGAUCUCUGUGAGUGGUGGCUGUCGGGGGUAUAUGGUCCAAAUGGCCCUUCUAGGAGAAAGGAUUGGUGGGAUGAGUUAUUUGGUUUAUUUGGGUUAUGCUCUCCUAAUUGGUGUUUAGGGGGGGAUUUUAAUGUGGUUAGGAAGGUUUCGGAAAAGCUUAAUGUGAACAGAAUCAAUAGGAGUAUGAGAGAUUUUGAUGGUUUUAUUAGAGGGUGCGAGUUGGUUGACCCUCUAUUUAAUGCUAGGUUCACAUGGUUUAAUUUAAGGGAAAGGCGGUGGUGUUUGAGAGUUGUCCUUUUAGGUGGGGUCCGGCUCCAUUUAGAUUUGAGAGUAUGUGGUUGGAACAUCAUUCAUUUAAAGAGGCCUUUGAGGCAGGAGGCAUUACCAAGAUUGGUAUCUGAUCACUGUCUAGUGAUGUUUGAGAGUUGUCCUUUUAGGUGGGGUCCGACUCCAUUUAGAUUUGAGAGUAUGCGGUUGGAACAUCAUUCAUUUAAAAAGGCCUUUGAGGAGUGGUGGAAUUCUGCUACUUGUCAGGGAUGGGAGGGUUAUAGAUUCAUGAGAAAGUUGAAAGUGAUUAAAAAGAAUGUGAAACAGUGGAAUAGGGAGGUUUUCGGGAACUUGGAAUCAACUAAAUGUCAGGUUUUGUGCAGGAUUGAGGAGAUAGAUACUUUGGAGAUGCAAGGGAGUGAGAUUGAGGCCUUGAGGGGAGAAAUGAGGGAGUUAGGUUUGAAAUUGGAAGAGUUGAAUCUUAGGGAGCAGAUUUUUUGGGCACAAAAAGCAAAGGUGAAAUGGCUAAAAGAAGGGGAUGUUAGUUCAAAAAAUUUCCAUAGAAUUGCGGAUGGGAAAAGGAAGAAGAAAUUCAUUAAGCGAUUGGAAGUAAGGCCAGAGCGACCUUUUGAGGAAAACGAGAUUAGGGAAGCAGUUUUUGAGUGUGAAAGGGAUAAGGCUCCGGGUCCAAAUGGAGUUUCCAUGGUGGUUUUUUCAAGACUGCUGGGAGGUGGUGAAGGGGGAUUUGGUAAGAGUUUUCAUGGAGUUUUACGAGACAGGGGUGGUUAA
Messenger RNA from Camellia sinensis, 1350 nucleotides. NCBI's taxonomy places the organism in Eukaryota, Viridiplantae, Streptophyta, Magnoliopsida, Ericales, Theaceae. The record is from RefSeq and is a predicted model, not a curated record.